AUGUCGUAGACAACUAGCCCAGUAAAGUCAUAUAGGUAAUAGUAGUCAUUUAAUGCAAGUAAUACAUUAAGUGGAACAAAGCAGUUCUUUGAAGAAGUUAAACAAAAACUGUAUCCACAUGAAUAGGUGCUAUUGAUGAAAGAAUUUUUAGAUACAUCAGCUUCACCAACAAAGGGAUUUUAGGAUGGAAACAAUGAAUUCAGUAGAACAAAUACUUUAGACCAAACAACAGAUAGUGCAUACUAUUUUUAAUAGACUCCUGGAAAGGAAAUAUAAGAUCUUUUAAAAAAAUUUUGUUGCCUAGAUUGUAGUAUUCACAAAAUUCGUUAAUAUGAUCAUAUCUGCAGCUCAGAAAAUUGUGAAUAAAAUAAGAUUCUUUACUGUUCUUAAUGCUUAUUAGAAGAUGAAAAUCACACUAGAUUACAUAAAAGUUAGUUUAAGCCUCUUGAGCAAUAUUUACCUUAAAAAAUUGACAAUUUAAGUGGUGAAACAUAAAGCAAAAGGGUAAGAAGAAUGAUGAAAGAUAUAAUAUAGUUGAAGGAUGAGUUAGAUUCGUAAGAGCAAGAGCUAUGUAAUAGAAUUGAAAGUGAUUUCAAUGAAAUUGAAUAAAAUGUGAAAGCUUACUGCUAGUUAAUCAAAGAAAAUCUAUUUACUAAGGUAAAAUAAAAUACCACUGAUAGGACAAAAGAUCUUAAGAGUCUUCUUGUUCUUAUUUAAGAACAAGAAUAAGUUCUCUGGAAAGAAUAAGAAGAGAUUCUAAAAGAUUUUAAAAACAUUUUAACCCAAAAUUUUAACUAUAAUGAUUUGAUUUAAGUAAAUGCUUUUGCUAGAAAAGUUCGUGCAAAGACAAAUCGCUUCACAAUCGAUCCUCAUUUGUAACUAGGAGAUGAAAAAAUAGCUUGCUUCAGGUAAUAGGAAGCUGAAAGUAAAAUUUCAUCAUAUAAUACUGAACUCCUUGAAAAAAUUAAAAAAACAAUUUAUGAUGCUCUACAAUAACCAUUUGCGAAUGAACAGUACAUUGAUUUUGCUCCAAAAAAUUUCAAAGUUGAAACAGGUAGCAGAUUAAUGGCUUCACUAAGAGGUACAGGAAUUUCCUUACCAAAUAGCAGCAGUAUAUUUGAGCCAUGUUUUGAUGAUAAAAAAAUAUGUAUCAACUAAAUGAUAUUAUUUGGAUGUGAUUAGCAAUAAAACAAUACAGAAACUGUAAAAAACGUAUAAAAUUUAGUAAAAUAUUCUUUACAAAAUGAAAUAGUUGCUUAAACUACACAUAAAAUGGCCAUUAAUUCAAUUGCUGUUAUCGAUACAAACACAUUUGCUUGUGUCUCAAACGAUGCUAAAUUAAAAAUUUGGGGAAUCACUCCUACAAAUUUAGUUCUUCAUGAGAGAGCUUCUGUAGACUAAAAGGACUUGUGCUUGAGUCUCAAAUAUUAUGAACCUAAGAAGUAUCUUCUUUGUGGUAUGAGUCAUCCUACUAUUGAGAUGUAUGACAUAUCUUAAGAUAUUACAAAACCUCAAUUAAUUAGAACUUUCGAAGGACAUGAAAGAACUGUACGAUAAAUUUCUUUAUUACCUAAAUAAAAUGGUUUUGCCACAAUCUCGUAUGAUGAAAAGCUAAAGUUUUGGAAUUUCGAAUAAUCUAGUGCUUAAGUUACUUUCAAUUAUAGUACAGAUGUGCGAGUUAUGGAUUCAAAUGAUAAUUUUGUUGUGCUUGGAUGUAAUAAAGAUUCUUCAAUUAUGGUCUUUGAAAUAGAAGCAUAGUAUUCUGAUAGAAGCUUUUUUAAGAAUUUUAAAUUUAAAGGCUAAGUAAAGAAUGUAACAUAAGUUAAUUAAGUAACUUGUGUUUCUUUAUUCUAAAAGGCUUAUUAAUUAGUUCUCUGUGGUGCUCAUAGUGGUUUAAUUUCAUUGGUAGAUCUUUAAACAUCCCAAAUCCUUAAAAGGUUUGAUUCUCAUAAGAACAGAGUUUUUUCAAUAAAUCCUAUUGAAGUACAAAUUCCUCAAAACUAUAUCUCUCCCACAGCAUCAAAAUAUAUCUAGCCAGGAUUUGAACUUUCUUUCAUUAGCACCUCUUGGGAUGGAAAAAUAAUUGUUACGGAUAUUUAAUCAGGCUAGCAAGUAACGAACACCUCAUAUGUCUUAGCUAACGAUAAAAAAAAGCAUUGGAAUACAGAUGGAACUAAAUUAAUAUCUACUGUGUACAAACCUCCAUAAAAAGACAGUUAAGUUACUCAUUCAGGUGGUUCUUAAGAUUACAGAUUAUUCUCAAUAGGUAAUGAUGAUCGCAGAGUUUAAGUAUUUAAAUUGAGUAUAAGCCAUAAUUGA
Molecule: messenger RNA, 2319 nt
Organism: Tetrahymena thermophila SB210
Lineage: Eukaryota; Ciliophora; Oligohymenophorea; Hymenostomatida; Tetrahymenidae
Product: WD domain, G-beta repeat protein
Exons: 1
Biological process (GO): intra-Golgi vesicle-mediated transport; endoplasmic reticulum to Golgi vesicle-mediated transport; retrograde vesicle-mediated transport, Golgi to endoplasmic reticulum
Cellular component (GO): COPI vesicle coat
Molecular function (GO): protein binding
Source: RefSeq, a predicted model, not a curated record